Molecule: messenger RNA, 1086 nt
Organism: Trichophyton rubrum CBS 118892
Lineage: Eukaryota; Fungi; Ascomycota; Eurotiomycetes; Onygenales; Arthrodermataceae
Exons: 1
Coding region: 1-1086 (361 amino acids)
Biological process (GO): protein processing
Cellular component (GO): trans-Golgi network; Golgi membrane
Molecular function (GO): serine-type endopeptidase activity
Source: RefSeq, a predicted model, not a curated record
AUGAUCUCCGAGCGAUGGUUAUCCAUCCUAGCAGCAUGUACACUUGGUACAUUGGCAGUAACAGAUGAAUACCCAAGAACUCAUCAAACUCAUGAUUUCUUUGCCGUACAACUCAACUUGUCCAUCGUGUCUCCCGAAAAAGUUGCAACCCAUCUCGGAGCACGGUACGAAGGCCAAAUCGGAGAAUUGACGGACCAUCAUAAUUUUUCUGUGGCGAAGUCAAAAACUGGGCAAGCCGGCGCUUGUCUGCCGGCAAUUUCGGGGCCAUUUGGUCACAUCAACUGUAUCAAUGGUGUGCUUUGGUCCCAAAUUUUAACCCCAGGGGCCCAGCUACGGCAUAAACGGAUCCAUCGACCGCGAGUGGCGCAUCUAAAUAUUACAGGCUGGGUUGAGGAUGCGGCUGCGGUUCAGACCCGAAGUAGGAUCUCGUCGACGCUGGGAAUCACCGAUCCUUUGUUCAACUCACAGUGGCACUUGUUCAAUACAGUUCAGCUUACGCAGGACAUGAACGUUACUGGCGCUUGGUUAGAAGGGGUGACUGGAAAAGGGACUGUCACUGCCGUUAUCGACGAUGGCUUGGACUUCCACAGCAACGAUCUGAAGAAAAACUAUUUCCCUGCUGGGUCCUAUAAUUUUGUCGAGAAUUCAAAGGAGCCUGACCCAAAACAUGUAAACCAGACUCAUGGAACCCGAUGCGUAGGGGAGAUCGCUCCAGGAAUAAAUGGAAUUUGUGGGCUUGGAAUGGCAUACGAUGGAAAGAUAUCAGGGAUUCGUCUGUUGUCUGGGCAAAUAGAUGAAAGUGACGAGGCUGCUGCCAUCAAUUAUCAAUAUCAAUCGAAUGAUAUCUACUCUUGCUCAUGGGGUUCUCCUGACAAUGGCAGGGUAAUUGGAGGAUCAGGAACACUGGUUAAGCGUGCCCUAGAAAACGGCGUGACAAAUGGCAGGCAGGGUAAGGGUUCGAUAUUCGUUGUUUCUGUUGGUAAUGGGGGAUAUCUCGAUGAUGACUAUAAUUUCGACGGCUACGCAAAUAGCAUUCAUACGAUUGCAGUCGGCGCUAUCGAUCGGGAAGGGAACCAUCCAGAAUAA